Molecule: messenger RNA, 429 nt
Organism: Monoraphidium neglectum
Lineage: Eukaryota; Viridiplantae; Chlorophyta; Chlorophyceae; Sphaeropleales; Selenastraceae
Exons: 2
Coding region: 1-429 (142 amino acids)
Cellular component (GO): membrane
Source: RefSeq, a predicted model, not a curated record
AUGUCGAACGCAACCGGCCUCGCGUUUGGGAUCGCCGGCUCCGUGCUGUCAACCCUCAUGUACGCGUCCCCUCUGUACGCCGUCCACAAAGCCAGGACUGCCGGCAUGCUCGGGGACCUCGAGCCGCGCCCCUUCGCCUUCUCUGUCCUGUGCACCGCCUCAUGGGUGGCCUAUGGCUUCGCAUCCGGCAACGUGAUGAUGUUUGAGCCCAACAUCGUGGGCCUCAUGGCCUCGGUGUUCUGCGCGGUCGCUGCCUACGGGCUCGCAGAGAAAGGGGUGAGCGGCGUAAAGACGGGGCUUUGGAGGCCGCGCGUGCGCCAAAUCGGGCGACGCUGGGCUGGCUGCAUGCGUACGUGUGUCCGCUCCUUCAACGUUGAAUGGACGUGUGGUGAAGGGGCUGCCACACCCGUGUCCCUCUACAACGUGUAA